Huiozyma naganishii CBS 8797 is the source of this 957-nucleotide messenger RNA. It is a transcript of the gene TFB6, whose product is annotated as TFIIH complex subunit TFB6. Bases 1 to 957 code for a protein of 318 amino acids. The transcript has a single exon. NCBI's taxonomy places the organism in Eukaryota, Fungi, Ascomycota, Saccharomycetes, Saccharomycetales, Saccharomycetaceae. The record is from RefSeq and is a predicted model, not a curated record. Gene Ontology annotation, cellular component: transcription factor TFIIH holo complex.
AUGGCUGCUGACGAGCUAGUAAGGGAGCCGGAGACUCCGCUUCACGCGGAGCCUAAUGAACAACUGGAUUUGAACGCUGUGCAGGAGCUGGAUGAACAGGAUAUUGCAGACCUUGAUCUGGGCCCGACUUUCGACGAAAGUCUGCCCCCGAGCGCGAACGCAAGUUCUGUACGGCUGCACGACGCGCAGUUCGAUAACGCAAACGACUUUAAACCGAGGAUAAAUGUUGGUUCGCCCUUCUCCUCCUCUUUCGCUGAGACAAACAGCAAGGGUAAUAGCGGGACAGGGGCGCCCCCAGUCAUUAGGAGAAGGCUGUCGAUGUCGCAACAGUCCAAGUUCAUCAGCUACGUGGACCAAAGGUUUAUGGACAUCCAGAGAAAAUUUGUGCAAUCAAGAGGGCUGAAUAACAAGACUGGUUACAAAUCUCUCGACGCGCUCUUGAGGGACAUCAAAUCUUUGAUCGAUUUUAUAUGGUACUCCAUCGAUAACGAACCGAAUACAGACAGUCUGUUGCAAUUGGAUGCCAACGAGAACGACGACAACGAGAACGAGGGGGAUGGCGGGAACUCCAGAAGAGACCACAGUUCCGCUCUACACAACCACUCCCCUAACCAGUCUUCCGAUUCAGGGUUUGGCCAAGCAUCGUACCUCAUAAGGAUAGCGGAUGACAUGCUCGAUUACAUUGAGAAAUUCCAUAUCGACGCCACUGACCAUCUGACCAUAUCGAAAGUGUUCAAGUUGUUCUUCAUAAUGGAUAGGAUAUUUGUCAAGUUAAUAAAUGGCGUCACCGCAAACAACAUAAAACUCAAUAAGACUGACAUGAUUCGGUUUUCAGGAAUCGCUCAACGAUCGAGGGUCAAGUUGCCCAUAUAUUUUGAAAAGCUUGGUGUCCAAGGGUACCACUACGAACUGAGUAAAAUAUACGAGGAGAGUUUGGAAAUGUGCACAUGCUCGUAA